Molecule: messenger RNA, 1872 nt
Organism: Oncorhynchus gorbuscha (pink salmon)
Lineage: Eukaryota; Metazoa; Chordata; Actinopteri; Salmoniformes; Salmonidae
Product: myosin phosphatase Rho-interacting protein-like
Exons: 8
Coding region: 913-1638 (241 amino acids)
Biological process (GO): actin filament organization
Cellular component (GO): actin cytoskeleton
Molecular function (GO): actin filament binding
Source: RefSeq, a predicted model, not a curated record
GGCUCCCCGUGACUUUUCUAGAGAGUGCGUUUACAGUUUUCAGCGCAAGCUACGUUCCUAUGUUGCUACCACGACCACAGACCAAAAUGCGUUGGACAUGGCUACAAACUACAAUUCCUGACGAAAGUUGGAUCAUUUUGAUCAUGGAGAAUCAAUUUGAGGGGAACAACAAGCGUUAGUCACCUGGAUAUAGCUGCAAUGCAUUCCGUUGGCUACUUAUUUGAGAGAUAGGGGAAAAACUGCAACUCCUGUUGUGGUGUUCAUGGAGGCUCACAGGACCAUUUCAGUGAGCGAGAGGACCGGCGAAAUGUCACCUGUGUAGUGUUGUUGUACACCUUGUAGUAAAGUAUUUACCAAGACGAGAGUGCGGAGUACAAAAGCCUGGAUCCCCAUAUUCUGCGUCAAUUUAUAAAUUGGCCUGUUCAAAUGUGAGCAAAAAAAGUUAUCACGACAGCAGCUGCGCUGUGGGAGGUACCUCGCGAGCAACAAGAUGAUAAGAUCAUUGAUAUGACCUACUCCUUUAUCCCGUUUAGUAAGCAUUAGUCGAUUAUAAUGAGCUUGUAGGUAUCAAAGUAAAAGGUGGACGUCGCUGUGGUUUCAAAGCACCUUCAAUUAUGUGCCGGACUAGCUUCUUGAUCUAUCUAGGCUACUAAGACGUUCAGACAGUUUUUCCAUGAAGUAGUUUUCAGAAUUUUGAAUGAACUCUCAUAUCGUGUUGUGGAAUUUGGAAUGACUUUAUGUCAUUGCCGCACACACCUUGGACCAGCGUUUAGAGCUCCAACGCUAUUGACUGCAACCCACCCGGGAUAGUAGGCUACACAGGAAGAAUUGCGCAGUUUUCAGGUUUUUGUUUGUGUAGUCUUUUUACGGGUUCAAUUGGCACCCAUUUAAGCUCAGCUGGGUAUUUCAACCAUGUCCUCGAAAGACAAUCCAUGUCGGAAAUUCCAAGCCAACAUUUUCAACAAAAGUAAAUGCCAGAAUUGCUUUAAACCAAGAGAAUCUCAUUUAUUGAGCGACGAAGAUUUAAAUCAGGCAAAACCUAUAUAUGGAGGAUGGUUGCUCCUGGCUCCAGAAGGAACCAAUUUUGGCAAUCCCUUGCACAGAUCUCGGAAAUGGCAGAGGAGGUUCUUCAUCCUAUACGAACAUGGAUUACUCCGCUACGCCCUGGACGAGAUGCCCAGCACGCUGCCCCAGGGCACCAUCAACAUGAACCAGUGCUCUGACGUCAUCGACGGGGAGUCCAGGACGGGCCAGAAGAACUCCUUGUGCGUUCUCACCCCCGACAGAGAGCACUUCAUCCGGGCCGAGUGCCGCGAGAUUAUCAACGGAUGGCAGGAGGCCCUGACGGUCUAUCCCCGGACCAACAAGCAGAACCAGAAGAAGAAGCGCAAAGUGGAGCCACCCACUCCUCAGGAGCCCGGACCAGCCAAGGUGACAGUGACCAGUAGCGGGGGCAGUAUCCCCUGCCUGCCCAGCAGUAUAGCCAGUGCAGAGCGGGUGCCGGCCAGCCGCUCCACACUGUGGCAGGAGGAGAGAUGGAGCAGAGCAUCCACCAUCCCCUGCAGCCGCAGCGCCCUCCUGUCUCAGCCAGCUGACCCAGAGCCACCCGGGGUCAAGCGUCACCAGAGAGGACUGUAGCUCCCUGAGCGGCGGACGCAAGGUGCGAGUGGAGAGUGGCUACUUUUCCCUGGAGAAGACAAAGUCGCCGGAGCCCCCCCAGCCUCCCCAGCACCAGCCCCUGACCAUCUCUACCUCCCUCGGCGUCCUCCACCACAGGCGCCCUCCUCUCCCCUAGCUACUCCACCGUCAGCUCCUCCCAGAGCUCCCUUGACUCGGAGCAAAGCAGCAAUGCCCUGAGCUGGGACAGCCGAG